UGCUUGUACUGGUUAAGUAAUGGUUACCAUAAAGUAAAUAUACCCUCUGACUAUGGCUUGCUGCUCCCUAACAGCAGUCUUCCAUACUCACUGAUAAUGUCCACCACAUUGUAAAUGUCUCAGAAAUUGAAUGUCAAACUCCAUUGGGAGUUCAGGAGGGGUAGGGAGUAGUGAAGGAGCAGAUUGCUUUGUGGCCAUAAUUACCUAUAAAAUAGGACGUGAAAGUAGCUUGGAUGAUUAAUUCCGUUCUAUCUUGUGAUUCAGUGAAUUGAACAGAAUUUGGCUGUAGACAUGCACUGAGAGCACCUCUGCUGCACAAGAACAAAGAUUUGCCAAAUAUUUUGCAUGGACUUUGCCCCUGUGGGAAGUUGAAUCAAUAAGCAAGUUUCUAAUUGGCUGUAAGUAUAGGUACGUUGCUAGAAUCUGCAUAACUGUGUGGCAACAGAGCUAAGCAAAGUUCAGUAGCUCAUUGAGUUCCUGUCGUUUACCAUGUCGCUCUUUUCUCCCCUUACACCUUUCAUUCUUGCUGUGGUUUGCAUUUGUGUUGUUGCUUGGUGGAGGAAUAAGGGAAGAGUGAAGAGACAAAAGAACAUUGCAUUUGAAAAGAGAACCAGAUCCAAACGCUGGGAGAAUGAAGAUCUGCAAGAUGAGGCACAACUCAGCUUGGAAGAGAAUGACGAAUGUCUAGAGCCAGAAGUUGAAAUCCAUCACAUUCCAUAUUCGAUGAAGCAUUAUCAAAAGGAAGAAAUGAUUCACAGAGCCAAUGAGUUCUACCAUCUGAUGAAUGGGAGGAGGAGUGUGCGCUUCUUUAGCAAGGAAAUGGUACCAAUGGAGGUGAUUGAGAGCAUCAUUAGGACAGCAGGGACUGCUCCAAGCGGGGCACACACAGAACCCUGGACCUUCGUAGUCAUACAAGACCAAGAAAUGAAGCAUCAAAUUCGAGAAAUAAUUGAGGAGGAGGAAGAAAUUAACUAUCUGAAGAGAAUGGGUCAGAACUGGGUCACUGACUUACAAAGAUUGAGGACAAACUGGAUUAAAGAGUAUCUGGAUACUGCACCUUAUCUUAUCUUGAUAUUUAAACAAAUUUAUGGAAUCCUCUCUACGGGCAGGAAGACCCAUUAUUACAAUGAGAUUAGUGUUUCAAUUUCCUGUGGAAUUCUCCUAGCGGCUCUGCAGAAUGCUGGCCUAGUGACAGUCACCUCGACUCCUCUGAACUGUGGCCCUCGUGUGCGUGAAAUCCUUAAACGCCCUGUGAAUGAGAAGCUGCUACUGUUGCUGCCGGUUGGGUACCCGGCAAAAUAUGCCACUGUGCCAGACUUAAAACGCAAGUCAUUGGAUGAAAUUAUGGUGUAUGUGUAAAUUUUUGAAAAUAACCCAAUGUCCAUAGGUUAAUGAUUGCCGAAAUACCCGUCCUACAGCUGGCAAUCUGGCACAAACCUUACAUUGGAAUAAAGCACACUUUGCUCAAUUUUGGGAUUCCAGCACAGUUUGGGGAUCCCCCAUAUUAGAAAACUUGGUUUAUAGUGCAAAAACUAAAUAUUGGGAAAAUAAGUCCCAUAUUUGGGAAUCUAGUAUAUAUCCAGUUCCCAAUAUUUGGAAUGCCAAAAUAGCAUUAUAUUCACAAAAUUUUAAUAUAGGGAACACAACAGACUACAGCACAAUCCUUAAAACAGUAUUGUUUUAAAUAAUUAAGUAAUUAAUUGAAUUAGAAGUUAAAAGAGUUCAAAUUGACCAAGUAGAUGCUACUAACAUAACUAGUUAAACUUUAAAACAAUCUGCUGGGACAGCUCAGAGACAUUGUCUACUAUAUCUAACUUGCUUGCAUAUUUAAGGGCAUUCUUCAUGUCCAGAAUUACUAUCUGCAAGAAGUCCCUCCGGUUGCUCAGACUCAAGAUUGGAGAAAUGUGGAAUUGCAUCUUAUCAAUAUUGCGAUCAGUGUCCUUGCGUAAAGCUAGAGUAGUGGUGUAGAGACGAGCUUAAAUUAAUUUGGUAGGUAAAUAAGCAGCACGAUAACAUGUAAAAAAAGAAAAUCAUAGUUUGGAAACGGUCAGGAGAGAUAAAUAGCUUGAAUAAAAAAUAGGUCCAAGGAAUUAACUAUGAGCGAGUCCAAAGUGGCUGUGCCUAAUUGUACGUGGCAUGUUACAUCAGUGCCAAGUUCCAGUCACAAAUGUGAUGCCAAUAACAAGAAUCAAAGGGAAGGAGUGCAAAUUAUAUUACUGGCCACAAGAUAUUCAGGGAAGAAUAAAUCAGAAGUUUUUGUAGCAUGGAAAAGUUCAAUCAAUCAAAAUGUUUGUUGGAAUUAAAUAACAUAUUUAAGCGGUUAUUAUUCUAUCUAGUAUAAAUCACAGAUAUCAAAUAAUGGGAAGGUAAAAGAGAAGCAAUUUUGCAGGACUUUUAAAAUUAUGUAAUAGAAAGAGGGUUAAGUUCAGUGAGUUAUAAAAGACCUGGGAGGAUUGAAAUCAAAUAUUGGUGGGUAAAACCAUAAUUGAGCAAUAGAAGGCCUUCGGUGGAGAUGUCUAGUUCUGCAUUCUUGGAAGAAAGGAAGGAAGGGCAUCCAAAACCCGAGCUCUCUGGGUCACUAAAGAUAAAUGGAAACCAAGAAAGAAGGUUCACAUAAAGCUCAUAAGACACUAAAGCUGAAUAUAAAGAUUAGAGUGGCUAUUAAAACGGAAAGUGGUAUAGAGGAAGAGUAUUAGAGGAGUUUUAGUGGGUAGCAGGAAAGAGAACUAAACAGCAUUAUCUAAACACAUGAAUUUAUAGAUGGUACUUAAAAAUGGAACUGAUUAGGGAAGCAGAGGAAGAUAUUUGGUGUAGUAAGGAUUACUACAGAGGUACCAAAUGAAUAUCUUACUGUGUGCUUCUUUAGAGAAAAGGAUGUUAUUAACUAUCAACAAAAUAGAGAGAGUACAGAGGAGAUUUACUAGAAUGUUGCCUGGGUUUCAGCAACUAAGUUACAGAGAAAGGUUGAAUAAGUUAGG
Molecule: messenger RNA, 2978 nt
Organism: Amblyraja radiata (thorny skate)
Lineage: Eukaryota; Metazoa; Chordata; Chondrichthyes; Rajiformes; Rajidae
Gene: iyd
Product: iodotyrosine deiodinase
Exons: 5
Coding region: 490-1359 (289 amino acids)
Cellular component (GO): plasma membrane
Molecular function (GO): oxidoreductase activity
Source: RefSeq, a predicted model, not a curated record